Molecule: messenger RNA, 945 nt
Organism: Orycteropus afer afer
Lineage: Eukaryota; Metazoa; Chordata; Mammalia; Tubulidentata; Orycteropodidae
Product: olfactory receptor 1L6-like
Exons: 1
Coding region: 1-945 (314 amino acids)
Biological process (GO): G protein-coupled receptor signaling pathway
Cellular component (GO): membrane
Molecular function (GO): G protein-coupled receptor activity; olfactory receptor activity
Source: RefSeq, a predicted model, not a curated record
AUGGCUCUGGUCAACCUCACAUCUGCCCCAGGGUUCCUCCUCCUUGGCCUCAUGGACGGGUCAGACUCCCACCCGCUGUUGUUCCUGUUCUUCCUUGGCAUCUACCUGCUCAACGCCCUGGGCAACCUGAGCAUGGUGGUGGUGGUAAGAUCCGAUGUGGCUCUCCGCUCUCCCAUGUAUUACUUCUUGGGUCACCUGAGCCUCGUGGAUGUCUGCUUUACCACCGUCACGGUCCCCAGACUGCUGAUCGGCCUGCUCCACCCAGUGCAGGUCGUCUCCUUCCAGGGAUGCUUUGCCCAGAUGUACUUCUUCGUGGCUUUGGGCAUCACCGAGAGCUACCUGCUAGCAGCUAUGUCAUACGACCGCGCGGUGGCGGUGUGCCGCCCGCUGCACUACGGCGCCGUCAUGACGUCGGGCCGCUGUGCGUCCCUGGUGGGGGCGUCCUGGGGGGUAGCCCACUUCCACUCACUGCUCCACACGCUGCUCAUCUCCGAGCUCUCUUACCCCGCCUGCGCCCCCGUGCGCCAUUUCUUCUGUGACAUGACAGUGAUGCUGAGCUUGGCAACCUCGGAUACAUUCGCGGCGGAGACUGCCAUCUUCUCCGAAGGCCUGGCCGUGGUGCUAACCCCGCUGCUCCUCGUGUCCCUCUCCUAUGCCCGCAUCCUUGCCGCAGUGCUCGGCGUGCGAUCGGCUGGAGGACGGCGCCGCGCCUUCUCCACCUGCGGGGCCCACUUCGUGGUGGUGUCGCUCUUCUUCGGCUCUGUUCUCUCGGUCUAUUUCCGACCGUCGUCUGCCUACUCAGCCCGCUAUGACCGCCUAGCCAGCGUGCUCUAUGCCGUGGUGACACCGACCUUAAACCCUUUUAUCUACAGCCUUCGUAACAAAGAGGUCAAGGGCGCCCUAAAAAGGGGCUUCGGACAGAGAGCCACACCUCAGGAGUUAUGA